AUGUCUGUCACUGAUUUAUCGGUAGGAUGUCGAUUUGCAGAUUAUUUUGCUAUAUGUGGGCUUGACUUUGAUUCAGGAUUAGAACCUGAUCGCCUUUGUGGUGAUAAUUUACAUGUUUCGCCUCUUGACCGCUCAUAUAAAGGGAAGGUAUUAGCACAUUACCCAGACAAUAUACAAAGUAAUCCCUUUGAUGAGCAUGCUGUGUGCAUGUUAUGUCUACCUGCUGGUCUGCAGUUCAGAACACAGAAGCAUUCAUUAGAACCAAAAUUUCAUAGUUUUGUAGUGACAAGAGAAAAUGCAUCUAGAUACUAUGGAUUUAGUCUCAUCUUUUAUGAAGAAGUACGAAACAGAAAUAUAUGUAGUGCAAUGCAUACAUUGCAGGCAAUGUACAUCACAGAACUCUCAAGUGGACAAACACCCCCUGGAUAUAGGAAGGGUACUGGUAAAGAGAGUUCAAGGUCCUUACCAAGAUCUUUCAAACUUGCUCCACAUAGUGGAGCAGCACUAACAUACUAUGAUAUAGCCAAAGAUAAACUAUAUGUAGCCAAAAGCAUAUCUCUUAUAUGCCAGUACCCGUAUGUAAGAGUUGCACAAUUAUUUUUAGAAAAUUUAUUUAGAUCUUUACCGCGUCAGCCUGGGCCAGGUCUAAGUCCAGAGUCUUAUGUCUACAAUUUGCUUUAUGAAGUUCCAGUGCCACUGCCGGGUCAAGCAUUACGUCUAUAUGUGCCACCCUCUGAACCUCACCUUGAUCCGAUUCCUGUUGUGAUAAGAAUGCCAAACCCACCUGAAGAGUUACCGUUGCUGGAUUAUCCCUUACGCGUUAUGUUCCAAGUUCUAGGCGUUGAAUGUGUGGUGCAACUGUUUACAUGCGUACUUCUAGAACAUCAAGUUCUACUCAGAUCGAGCGAUUACAACAAGCUUAUGUUGGUAGCGGAAUGCAUAGUAUCAUUGCUACUUCCUUUCACAUGGGCGCAUGUGUAUGUACCAAUUUUACCGGCGCCACUCUAUCACUUUUUAGACGCACCAGUGCCAUUUGUUAUGGGUCUACAUGCUGAUAGUGCUUUAAGUGCCAACAGUCCUAGGAACAUUGCGCUCGGUUCAGAGGCAGCAUUAUGUCUUGUUGACAUCGACAAACCAGAUAUACAGUUACCUGAAGAAUUACCGAUAUACCCACAUCGGACACCUUUCAUAGAAGAACUUAAUCACAUUUUAGAUAAACAUCAGGUUCAAAGACCAGAAACAGAGCCAACGAAACUAGAUGUGCCAUUGAAUGGAUCUUCUUAUAAGAGUAUGGCUGAUAAUAUGAGCAGCAGCUGUACAUUGCCUUCAGGUGGGCUUCGUCGAAAGCAUUCGUUUCAUGAUGUACUGGAUUGGGAUGAAAGUCGACCGCUGAACGCGUCACCGCCCCCUUCACCCACACGACGGCCGCCCCUUAGACUCGAUGCGUUGCAACGCAUCGUCGAUAUCGUCAAGCGAACAGGUGUGAACAUAGACGACAUGGAAGCUGAUACCGUAAUGCCGACUAUGAAGAAACAAAUUCUCAACGACGAGGAACAAUACAACGAAGAUAUACGCUUCAAUAUAGUUAUCAGAGAAACAUUCCUAAAUCGGUUUGUGCAUAUGUUCCUGAUGUAUGAGAACUUUGUGAUCAUGCCUGAUCAGGACCGUGACUCUUGGCUGUCAUCGCGUGAAUCGAUGGUGAAUUUCGAUAAGGCUUCAUUUCUGUCUGAUCAACCACAGCGUCACAGACCAUUCUUAUCAAGGUUCCUUGAGACUCAGAUGUUCGCCACUCUCAUUGAUAACAAGAUAAUGGCCAAUUGGGGUGAAUAUGAUGCCAACUUGCAAGUCCUUGAACAUAGAAUACAGGCUGUCAGGACAAACAGUUUAAAACGCAUAAAAAACGCGAAAUGGCAAGUGAAAGACUGUCCACCAGAAUUGCUCUUGGGUGACAUUAGUAGAAAGCUGUCCACUGAAGUAACGCCGGCGGCCAUCGCUCAGAACAAUAGGACGUUUGUUGAAAAACUACUCAAGGAAUGUAAAAGCAAAACGAAAAGGAUGUUAGUGGAAAAAAUGGGUACAGAAGAAACUGACUUAGGAUUAGGUUGCGAAGUGUCGAUAACGGGAGUAGAAGAAAGUACUAUGAUAGCUUCGCUCUGUGAUUUGCUUGAAAGGCUAUGGUCCCACGGCGUGCAGCACAAGAUGGGCAAGUCGGCUCUCUGGAUGCACCUAACCAACUAUCAAGAGUUGGAACAGUGCAGCAACUCAACCAAGCCCAUUGACCCUAAUUACUUAACACCAGACCUGUCAUCUGUGGGUGCGGAAGUAGAGGCGCAACAAAGUUCUAGCAACAGCAGUAGAUCUCGUGAUAGUUCCCGAGGUGGGUCUCGGGAUAGCUCACGAGAUCGACUCAGCAACUCAGGGACUCUGGAGCGCAAACCGUCGCAACCUCCCAACCCGAUGAGACCUUUGCCUCAAAGUCUUACAUUUGACAUGAGGAACGUUCAAGCAAUGACUGAUAUAAAAACAGAAAUAGGUUACGCUCGUGCGUGGGUUCGCUUAUCUCUUGAGAAAAAGCUAUUGUCAAAACAUCUUCGAGAGCUCCUUGCUGAUACGACGCUAUUACGAUCACAAUAUAAGAGAACAGCUUUCCUGCGAUGCGAAGAGGAAAGGGAACAGUUCUUAUAUCACCUGCUCACUUUAAACGCUGUAGACUAUUACUGCUUUACCAACACUUAUCCCACCACUAAAUUACCAUAUCGAGUUUUAAUUGUGCCAUCACGUAAAGCUAGCCAAACAACAGCCAAUUGCUGGAUAUCUAUAUCAGGAACGAACAGAGAAUCUACCCCCAAAAUACCCAUUCCACGUAAUACCAACGAAUUUGUUUUUCAUCAUAAAAACUUGGGCAUUCUGUCAACCUUACGAAUUGGCCACGAUAACUCUGGCUUGUCACCGAGAUGGUUGCUAGAUCAAGUUUAUGUUCGCAACGAAGUUACGGGACAUACAUACACGUUCCCUUGCAACCGAUGGUUGGGUACUGGUGUAGAUGACGGAUCGACGGAACGUCUGUUGUUAGCAGCGCGAGUGCGGAAUGAACGCACCCCGCGAACUCCCGCGCCCCCUCCCCCCGCGCCGUUACCUCCCACCCCCACCACCACGCAUCUCUCAACAUCUACGAUACAACACAUGAUCGGUGAUUGCGUAAACGCCAUUGUGAAGUGGCAUUAUCAAUCGAAAAGAGAAAAGGAUGCUAACUCACUUAGCAUACUCUUGUGUGGUGAAAAUGGGUUGGUGAAGUGCUUGGAGCAGGCAUUUCUAUGCGGUUUUAAAUCUGCACGUCUUUUCGGAAAGAAUCUUUUCAUUUGGGAUUAUUUCGCACGUGUCAAAGAUGAAUUCAAACUGAGUCUAUGCGACGAAACCAACGCGCAGAACAACAAGAGCUGUGGAGUUGCAUACAACUGUCGGCAAGAUCAAGAGCACCGAUCAAUAUGGCGAUGCUACUGCCAUCUUAUGGACGAGAUCAACACUGUGGGCCGUACGCUGGGCAAAGACGGCAAAUUUCAACUUUUCAUCUGUCUUAGCCUACGUGAACAUUGGCUUCAUAGAAUGCUGGUACCAAUGUCGAUGACACGAGUUACCAUGGAGAUGUACGAAGAACAGAGUUUUCUACGCAAACGCGGUCUUCUCACAUUCCUUCGCCAAAUACUGGAACCAUUGGAUGAGUUUGAUAUUGUUUUGGAAAACUCACUUACUCAAGGAAUUUAA
Molecule: messenger RNA, 3762 nt
Organism: Diatraea saccharalis (sugarcane borer)
Lineage: Eukaryota; Metazoa; Arthropoda; Insecta; Lepidoptera; Crambidae
Source: the annotation of a GenBank genome assembly